Molecule: messenger RNA, 853 nt
Organism: Daphnia pulicaria
Lineage: Eukaryota; Metazoa; Arthropoda; Branchiopoda; Diplostraca; Daphniidae
Product: anionic trypsin-2-like
Exons: 3
Coding region: 43-621 (192 amino acids)
Biological process (GO): proteolysis
Molecular function (GO): serine-type endopeptidase activity
Source: RefSeq, a predicted model, not a curated record
AAAAAGAAAAUUUUUAGAUCUUUACAGAUUCCUUCAGAAUCGAUGUCUGAUUUGGUGCAUUUUGACCAUUUAUUCAAUGGUAAAAUAACUAAUCGAGCCUCCAGUACUUAUGCUGAUAGCCCGGCCGUCAUUAUUGGAUGGGGAACAACAAUCACUCCAGGAGGAAGCCUUUCAAAUACAUUGUUAAAAGCUGAUGUCGUAGUGGAGGACAACACAAUCUGCGCCAGUCAAUAUCCCGAUUUUGUCGGCGAUAAUAUGCUGUGUGCCACGUUUACAGAACCAGUAAACCCGCCAACGGAAAACCCGAUUACUACAUCAGAAAACCCUCUACCGCCAUCAACGGCCAAUCCGUUGUGUUCACCAGCUCUCUCGGACUGGGCGACUGAAUUACAGCCACUGAGUUUUUUUUUCAAUAGAACUGCUGGAAGGGUACAGACGAGAGCAAACACUUGCGAGCAGGGUAUCGACAUUGGCGGUCCGCUUUUCGUCGAUGGAGUUCAAGUUGGUAUUAAUUCCUUCGGCUAUAAUGUUGAUUGUGCUGAUCCUAGUUAUACUGGCUUAUACACCCGAGUCACCACUUAUCUUGAGUGGAUUGCGACUACGAUGGCCAACAAUCCGUAAACAGGUAAAAUAAUGGCGAUUCGUCAUGACUAUAGUCUAUACAAACUGACUGCAUAGUUUUAUUUUGUCAUGAAAUUGGUUUUAUCAAAUUACUGUCUUUUUUAUAUCAAUGAUCUAGUUAUUUUUAUUUGCAAGAUUUUAGUGUUUCAUGUGUGUUUGGUGUAUUAGAUAUGCGUAACGGAAGUAAACAAUAAAACCAAUUCUUUAUUGAGCAAAUAAAUUUCAGGUAAAU